Molecule: messenger RNA, 1924 nt
Organism: Passer domesticus (house sparrow)
Lineage: Eukaryota; Metazoa; Chordata; Aves; Passeriformes; Passeridae
Gene: TIMP4
Product: TIMP metallopeptidase inhibitor 4
Exons: 5
Coding region: 110-790 (226 amino acids)
Biological process (GO): response to cytokine; negative regulation of membrane protein ectodomain proteolysis; response to hormone
Cellular component (GO): extracellular matrix
Molecular function (GO): metalloendopeptidase inhibitor activity; protease binding
Source: RefSeq, a predicted model, not a curated record
AGAGAGCAGCGGCAGCGCUCGGGCCGAGCAUCCCGGAGCGAGCAUCCCCAGCAUCCCGGGCAUCCCAGCGCGGCCGGGGCAGCGAGCAGAGCCUUUCCCCCGGGCGGACAUGAGGCGAGCGGGCAGCGGGAGCGCCGGGAGCCGCGGGGCAGCGCUGGUGCUGGCGCUGGCGCUGGCGGCGCUGCCCGCGGCCGUGUCCGGCUGCAGCUGCGCGCCCGCGCACCCGCAGCAGCUGCUCUGCGAUGCCGCGCUCGUGAUCAGAGCAAAAAUAUCCAGUGAAAAGGUGGUUCCUGCCAGUGAUGAUCCCCUUGAUACCCACAAAAUGAUCCGGUAUGAAAUCAAACAAAUAAAGAUGUUUAAAGGAUUUGAAAAGCUCAAGGAUGUCCAGUAUGUCUACACUCCUUUUGAUUCAUCACUCUGUGGAGUGAAACUAGAAGCCAACAACAAAAAACAGUACCUUCUAACAGGCCAAAUUUUAAGUGAUGGCAAAGUGCUGAUCCACUUGUGCAACUACAUUGAGCCGUGGGAUGAUUUAUCCUUGUCUCAGAAAAAGAGCCUGAACCAGAGGUACCAGAUGGGCUGUGGCUGCAAGAUCACCACGUGCUACACGGUGCCCUGCUCCAUCACGGCGCCCAACGAGUGCCUGUGGACGGACUGGCUGCUGGAGCGGCGGCUCUACGGGCACCAGGCCCGCCACUACGCCUGCAUCAAGCGCAGCGACGGCACCUGCAGCUGGUACCGGGGCGGGCCUCCCCCCGAGAAGGACUUCGUCGACAUCAGCGAACCCUGAGCGCUCCCCGCGCCCAAAAUCAGCCCCUGGGAGGCUCCUUCCAUCCCACCCACAGCCCCGGCUCCGAGCUGCCCGCGUGCCUGGCCUAGAAUCGAGCACCAGCUGUCCCCAAAGGGCCUGUGGGGCUGGCACUGGUGCAGGACGAGGGACAAACCUCCUGGAGGCACCUGCUCUGCUCUGUUAUGCUUUGCACAGAGGGCUGGCAACGUCCUCCAAGGCACAACAAACCCCCUUUUUGCCAAUAUGAAUGUACAAGAACAAAUUUUGACAGAAUUUUGCCCCCUGUUUUGAUCACCUGCAGAUUAAGAGCUCCCUGUGUUUCAUUCCAAAUCUUUCCGAUGAACUACGGGAUGUUUUAUAGAACUUUUUUUUUUUUUUUUCUGUAUGAAAGUCUUGAAUAUGAAAGAACUAUUGUACAGUGUAUAUGUAAAGUAUUAUAACAAUGUGCUAUUAAAAAAAAAGGAUUCACAAAUAUUUCCUUAUCUGUUGAAACAAGUUGAACACUUCUGUGAUUAAAACAAUCUGUGCUCCACAUUUUGUACUUUCCUUAUGUCACAGCUUCCUUUAUCCACAGAGUUGUAACUUCCAUUGAUGACUAAAUCAAGAAACAGCCCUCAUAAUCAAAACCCCUUUCAAAAGUCAGCAUUCCUAUGGACUAACCACACCUUGCUGAAGGAAAAGUCAGAUUUUUAAUCCAUAGGUUAAAGCAUUAAUCCAUAGAUUUAAGCUUUCCAUGGAACAAAUUCCAAGCCCAAAACUGCUCAGAGCUACAAAAACCAUGUCCAUCCUCAGGACAGCUGCAGCCCUUAAAACCUCCCUAAAUACAUGACCGGUACUUGUAUCCCAGCACUGUUAAAACUUUGGAAACUCACCUGAAAAUACAUGCAAUAAAUAUUGCAUAACUUACACUGCAGUGAUUUCUGGAAGCUCUCAGAUAUGUGACCCUAUUUAAUAGGAUUUAAUUGUUUUUCAUUCAUGAACACCCACCAUACCCUGCCAGUGAAUUUGGCUACUUGUGAACUCAAACUAGAGAAGAGUUACAGCACAUUUUGCCUGUAACUUUUUUAGUGUCAUAACUUUCCUGAAUUGGUGACUGGAGUUAGUAACUAAUCCUUCACACACAUAUUUAAGGUU